Saxophila tyrrhenica is the source of this 264-nucleotide messenger RNA. RefSeq lists its product as uncharacterized. NCBI's taxonomy places the organism in Eukaryota, Fungi, Ascomycota, Dothideomycetes, Mycosphaerellales, Extremaceae. Bases 1 to 264 code for a protein of 87 amino acids. The record is from RefSeq and is a predicted model, not a curated record. The transcript has 2 exons.
AUGGCCUUCCCAACCGCCCCCAUCGUCGCUCAGACCUCACGGCUCUACUCCCAACGCGCUGGUCCCUCGAAAGGCUCGGCUCUCGGCGUCGCAUUCAUCAUGGGCUACUGCUGCGUGGCAUUCAGUGCGCCGUUUGCUGGUGCGGCGGUGGUGAGUCAGAGGAUCGUCGAGGACAAGCGGUAUGCCAAACUACGGCCACUCAGCUUCCGUGAUUGUCUUCCUGGCUCGAACCUCGACGACUAUGCUGGCGUGAUCCGGAGAUGA